AUGGAAGGCAAUCACCAAUUCCGCUCUUUUUCGGCAGCGUCUUCAGUCUCGUUGAAUUCCUCGUCGAACAAUGUUAGCAGAGUUCCCCUGGGCCCGCUCCUACAGCCAAAUCUGUUUAUGAAUAAAGUUUCCUCUGUUCAAGACCACAUGUUCUACCAAUGCUCGACUUUAUUGAACAGACUCAAGAAAAUCAAAGACAUUGAACCGUUCAUGGCCAGCGCAUACUCAGCGGCAGAAAAAUGCGCCGAGCAACAGGCAUUAGCGUUCUCUCAAAGCUUACAGAACCAAGAGUCUUCCGCAGGCUUUCGGGCUUCGGUUGGUUCUGGCGGAUUUUCCAUCUACCUGGAUAACUCUGGAACUUCACAAUCGAAUGCCAAUCCUUCACUGAUCAAUAGCAUUUUUACAUUUACUGCAGGGGUACUUCCUGCCAAUCUUAACGUGGACCCAGCCACACAACUCUGGAAACUAUUCCAACAAGGAGCACCGCUUUGUUUGGUUUUCAACAGCAUUACACCUGAACAUGCCAUUCCCAUUUCAUCUUCCACGGAAGACUUGCGCAUGUGUAAAAAGGCUGUUUACGAUUUUCUAAUCGCAGUCAAAACGCAUUUGAACUUCGACGACGACUUCAUGUUCACCAUAUCCAAUGUGUUCUCAGAUAAUACGCAUGACUUGCUAAAAAUAGUCAAAGUUGUGGAACGUUUACUAGACAUGGACGAUAGUAAAAGUGAUUUAACUGUCGAGAACCUCGCUUCAGACAUUGCCGAGGUUAAGAUUACAGACGAAAGAUCUAAAGUGUUCCGCGAGUUACUUCAGACUGAACGCAAGUAUAUUCUGGACCUCGAGCUACUAAUGAGAUAUCGUAAUGAGUUGCAAAAUGCUGAGGCGCUUUCCAGCGAGCAAUUGCAUGUCCUAUUCCCGAAUCUCAACGACAUUGUUGAUUUCCACAGAAGGCUUUUAUGCGGCCUCGAGUGUAACAUAAACAUUGAGCCGAAGUACCAACGUAUUGGUUCCAUAUUCAUACAUGCUUCCAACGGCCCCUUUAAGGCAUAUGAACCUUGGACGAUAGGUCAAGUGGCAGCUAUCGAACUCAUUAACAGAGAAGCUCCGAAUUUGAAAAGAUCAUCUUCCUUACUAGAUCCUGGAUUCGAAUUGCAAUCCUACAUCAUCAAACCUAUUCAACGGUUAUGUAAAUACCCGCUUUUGUUGAAAGAACUCAUCAAAGCAUACGCUGACUCAACGGACAGCCCGUGCUAUAAUGAAUUGAUUAUGGCAAAUUCUGCUAUGAAAGAAGUGGCCAAUCAAGUCAAUGAAGCGCAAAGAAGGGCCGAAAAUGUUGGCUACCUUCAGAACCUUGUGGAUAGGGUCAAAAAUUGGAGAGGUUUCAACUUGCGGGAACAGGGAGAACUCUUAUACCAUAGUGUCGUGUCUGUCAAGGAUGGCGACGGCGAGAAGGAAUACGUGGCAUACUUAUUCGACAAGAUCAUUUUCUUUUUUGUUGAAGCUAAUGUAUCCGACCCUAAGCACAAGGAGAAGAAAAAGCGUGAUAUACUAUCAUCGAGAAAGAAAGCUGGCAGUUUAUCAGGCUCAUCAGCCAAUCUCCUCGAGUCGUUGAAUAAUGCCAAGGAAAAAAGCAUACUCGAACUAAAAGGCAGGGUGUAUAUCUCAGAGAUUUACAAUAUUUCAUCAGCAAACGCUAAUGGCCACACAUUAAUCAUCUCAUGGUCAGGGAAAAAGGAGAGCGGGUCUUUCACAUUACGAUUUAAGAGCGAAGAAGCAAGAAACCAAUGGGAAACAUGUUUACGUCAUUUGAAGACUCAUGAAAUGAAUAAUCAAAUCCGCCGUCGGCUUAGAGAUUCACAUGGCUCAUGGAGUACCUACGAUUCCUAUGAUGUGACAGCUCCAUAUUCCAGUGCUUCACCAGUAUCUCAUUCAAUCCAGGAGUCGACAGUAUCCCAACCAAUUGCAGAGUCUCCAAACCACCGAUCUCCUUCGUAUCAGAGACAUAAUUCUUCGUCGUCAAAUUUUAGCAUGAUGAAAAUGAGCCGCAAUAAAAAUGAGAACACGUCGCGCAUUUCGAGCUCGUCUAUUACUAUGACUACUAACAACUCUGACACAUCUACUUCGUCAGUGUCGCUGCUUAGUAGUAUCAAGAUCAAGCUCAUCUACAAUGUCAUUGAACUUAGCGAACCCAUUUAUGUCUCGUCCAGUGUCCUGUUUCCCGAGCUCAAACUCAAGAUUCUGUCGUUCAUAGCCUCGAGCGGAGAGGUACACGAUGACAUUGUGAUUAACAAAUUCAAGUACAAAGACGAGGACGGAGACUUUGUGAUGAUGGCUUCUUCGGAUGACUGGCUGUUGGCCGUGGAUAUGGUGGAUGAACUCGCCACUCUGGAAGAUACUGGACGACUUUUGACCAUUUGGGUUUCUUAG
This is a messenger RNA of Clavispora lusitaniae ATCC 42720, 2427 nucleotides long. It is a transcript of the gene CDC24, whose product is annotated as Rho family guanine nucleotide exchange factor. The record is from RefSeq and is a predicted model, not a curated record. Gene Ontology annotation, biological process: septin ring organization; establishment of cell polarity. Gene Ontology annotation, cellular component: cytoplasm; mating projection tip; nucleus. Lineage: Eukaryota; Fungi; Ascomycota; Pichiomycetes; Serinales; Metschnikowiaceae. Gene Ontology annotation, molecular function: guanyl-nucleotide exchange factor activity; protein binding.